UUCCGCGUCGAAGCAGCACCACAUUACCAAGUAACCAGUAGCACCACUAGACCAGCAACCAGCACCGCAACCAGCUGAUAAAACCCGAAACGGAUAUACCCGAAACGACUAUAUCGUAGCACCCCGAAAAUGCAGUCCAGUUGUGUGUUAGUGGUUGUACUGGCCUUGGCCGCCUUGGUGGCCGCUCGUCCCGAGCCGCCGCGUGACUCGUACAGUGCUCCCCCGCCGAGCAGCUACCAGCCGAGUGGACCCAGUGGAGGCUAUGGAGCACCUGCCCCACAGUACGGACCCCCACAGCAGCCGCCAGUGGUGCACAAGCACGUCUAUGUGCAUGUCCCACCACCAGAGCCGGAGUACCAGGCACCCAGGAAACCCCUGUAUGUGCCUCCCCCACAGAAGCACUACAAGAUCGUCUUCAUCAAGGCACCAUCUCCACCCGCCCCCACUGCUCCGGUCAUCCCGCAGUUCCCUCAGAACGAGGAGAAGACCCUGGUGUACGUGCUAGUCAAGAAGCCCGAGGAGCAGCCCGAGAUCAUCAUCCCCACGCCGGCGCCCACUCAGCCCAGCAAGCCGGAGGUGUACUUCAUCCGCUACAAGACCCAGAAGGAGGAGACCGGACCCUAUCCCAACAGUGUGGCGCCACCAGCUCCCGAGUACGGAGCCCCAGCUGCCCCGCCUGCACCCUCCGCCCCCAGCAGCUCGUACGGAGCCCCCUCCCACUAAGGUGGCGGAAUGGCAACCCUUUGCAGCAGCACCCCUGUCCGAACUCAACCCGAACUCGAUUUACGAAUCUCAACCCAACUCAUGGCAAACUGCAUAUUUUAUGUGUAUUAUUUUUUUGUUUUGUUUCAACAACUUUAACGUGUGACAAAGUUUACCAAACAACGACCACCCCCUAUCCCAAGACCCCCCCUGCAUCAAGCUCAUAAUACCUCCAUUGUUGAGCAAUACUUACCUCUCGAGUUGUUUCUACCUAAUUGUAUGAGAAGCAUGUAUGUAUGUUUUCCAUCUAGGCUGUUUGUUUCAAAUUGUUUGUUUAGUCUUAAGUUCUAGGUCUUUAAGCGAACGAUGCGUUAUACACUCACAAACAAAAAAAUUACGAAUUAGCCUUAGUUAUCGAUAGAGAUAUCGAUCCUGAUACCGACACAUGAUAUAUACAUGACUUUCAUCAUUGUAAAUGCAUUUUCAACUAGGCAAUUUCCACUGACUCCCAAAUAUUGCUCAUGCCACUCAAGGCAAAUCGAAAAAGCAACAAAAAAAUUAUAUAAAUAAUGAUACUCAAGUAUAUGUUUAAAAACAAAAACAUCAAUGGCUAAA
This is a messenger RNA of Drosophila bipectinata, 1317 nucleotides long. RefSeq names its product TweedleE (gene TwdlE). NCBI's taxonomy places the organism in Eukaryota, Metazoa, Arthropoda, Insecta, Diptera, Drosophilidae. The record is from RefSeq and is a predicted model, not a curated record.